GCCUAAACGAAACAAUUACUGGAAAAAAUAGUAUUAGGUUUGGGCACUACAUGAAACUGAUAUUUUUGAAAAACAUGAAUACAAUACCACAUGAGUAAGUAAUAGGCUACACUGAUUAAAAUUUAAUCGAUUAGCGUGUCUAACCUAAAUAGGAGCUUGUGACGGUAAAAUCUCAUGUUACUUCAGAGCAAAUUAAAAAUACAACAAAGAGCAUUUUUAACUAGACAGCAAAUUAAAAAUAAGAAAAAGUUGUGAUUCUUGUUAACACAUUUAGAAGUAAAUUUUGCUUGCGAAAUGUGCCAUUUUUUGCAGCGACUCUCCAUUUUUUCCUCUGUUUCUAUGGCAACCCAUCUAAACAGCAUCUCACAUCGCCUGUGGAGGGAAGAAGCAAACGUCUCCAGCAGCUUUAACUUUUACUGACUUUCAUUUGUAACUUAAACCGUUUGUUUAGUUUUCUCUCUCUUUCUUUUAUCUGACAAUGUCAAUCGGUCGGGGGUCUCGCUCAACAACCCCACCAACCAAAACCGUAGUUAUAUUCAGAAACGGAGAUGCGUUUUACCCCGGCCGCAGGUUUGUCGUCAAUCAACGUCAAUCAUCAACUUUUGACAGCUUUCUGAACACCGUCACGCGAGUUAUCACGGCCCCUUUUGGGGCAGUGCGAAACAUUUACACCCUUAAAGAAGGUCACAGGGUGGUGGAUCUGGAGCAACUGGUACAUGGAGAGAUAUAUGUGGCAGCCGGAACAGAGAAGUUGAAAAAGCUCGACUAUCAUCACAUAACAACACAGAAACCUGAAAAGAAGAAGAGUGAACUGAUCCGACCUGUAGUUCACAGCAGAAUAAUUGUCCCAGCUCGCUGGAAGAGAAUCAGUAAUGAGCCGUGCACCAUCAAUGUUUUUACAAAUGGAGAGAUCUUGGCUCCACCAGCACGGGUGCUGAUACCAAAACACACACUGGCUAGCUGGGAAAACGUAUUGGCCAUGGUGACCGAGAAAGUUCACCUUCGCACUGGAGCUGUACAUGGACUGUGCACGCUGAAUGGGAAACGUUUACGUGGGGCAUGUGAGCUACAGAGCAGUCACUAUUAUGUUGCUGUUGGGGCAGAGAGGUUUCAGCAUUUGCCAUAUUAUCAGCUGGUUCCGAGCAAAGGAGUAAUCCAUGACCUCACUAAUGCGAUCACCGGCGACAUUCUUCCAGCACUAAAAAGAGGAAAACAGGACCGAGAAUCAUUUGCAAAACCAGAAGUGGACAACGACUCGGUUUUUUAUGCAAGAAGUUCGGAUCAAGCCAAACAGCCCAGGCAGGCUUCUAAAAUCCCAGGCCUCUUCAGUGCAGCGGAAAAAAGUGUCUUCAAAGCCACCAAUAAAAGAAAGGAGACAGUUACAUCAUCUGAGGUCCUAGAAGAUGAAACUAUAAAGGUGGAUCUCCCCAUAGAACAGAUUAAAGCUGAAGAGGUUGAGGAGGAGCAGUACUUCCACAAAGACUCCCAACUAGAACUUGAUGGUGACAACCCUUCAAAAGUCUUCACAAACCAUCCAAAUUCAAGAUCACCCCUUUCUGGAAGUCAUAAGAUCUCAGAGCACGCAUCAUGUGUGGAGGAAUCCGAAGGAGAAUCCCAACUCAACAGUCAUGGAGACAGCAAAAAUAAGACAUUAACUCAACCAGAACCGGUGGUAUAAAACUCUCGGCGCGCGACCACACCUGAUUUAAUUUGAUAAACAAAGCACGAGUCUUUAAUACCCCUCCUUCUUUUCACACGAUAGAUGCGGUCAUAAUGAAGGAGGCGGCACUCUGCUUUAUUUGCCUGGGCUCUAACCCCGGAAAAUUAGUCAAUUUAGAUACGGCACUUAUUGUGGUCCAAUAGUCCUUGACUCGCUAUAGCGUGAAUCUUAUAACGUUGAUGAACACGCACAAUAGCGGUUUGGAAUAUUACAAUGCCUUGCAAUUUCACAGUGCUUGGAAACCGGAAGAUAUCAAGUCUUAUUUAAACAAUCAAUAACAUGCAGCAUUCCGUUUAAUGAAAACUAUAAUUCCAGACAAAGGCAAUUACACCACUGGGUAUUGUUUUGGUGCCGGGAUUUUGCUGUAGUCUGCAUUUCCGUAAUAAAGAUAUUCUUAUCGUAAUAAUUAUUGACUGGGGAGUGCGCUUAUUGCCUUGUUAAGGACCUCAUCAAUAGUAUAAUUCAUUUCUUAUCACAUUUAGUCAUGUUUGGAGAUUGCCACAUCAGAGGGUGCUAUAGAUCUUAGGAAUGGACCGUGUGUAAUAGAGAGUGGUAAUUCUCCCCAGUCCAACCUCAGCUAAUUGGCAGAAUCAUCAUCACCUCUCAAAACAUGAUUUGAUUUACCACGGCACAUUUUAUGACUUUUCGUGGUCUCGGUACUAAAGACGCGGAAGUGCUAAUCUUGCAGGACCCGCUCGGAAGGACCAAGUAACAUUAACCAUUAUCCGUGUUCCUCAGCACUCAACAAUGUCCAAUAAAUAUCCUCAUGUUGAAAGCUUGUAUUGCCAAUAGCACACGUCGCAUUGCACACUGUUCUUUUCCUGUCCGGCUAUGUUUAUUAUCCAGCAUCGUAAUGCACGGUUAUGACCCUCAAACAGAAAUAAUUCACUGGAAUCUGACAGUAACGUAUAUUACGGCGUAGAUAUUUUGCGAUAACGAGUUAUUAUGAGUCUGCCCGUGUGUUUUGUGGCGGGGUGACGUUUUUAAUCUCUAUAUCUCUGAGUAGAUAUAUUAUAAAUGCGGCUUUGCUAGAUGAUCACAAAGCGUAACAAUAACACAUUUUUAGAACCUGUUCACGGCAAUCUGGGCUUUCUUUAAGUAAAUAAAUAAUUCCCAUAAAAAAAACACAAUCAUGAAAAAAGCUGCUUUGGUGAGAGUGCUUAUAUCCAUUAGACCCUCUGAUGUUUAAAAGCAUGUAUUAUGACAAGGGUUUUUAAAAGCACCAUAUAUUUGGCUUCUUAAAACACUUCAUUCACUAAAUAUGAGUCAUACUUCAAAAUAAAUAUUACCUCACCGCCAUUGAAUUAUAUGGCUUUCCGUCACAGCCGCUAGAGUUUUUAUUGAUGAACAGAUUCAAUUAUAUGAUAGUGUUUCACUCUAAACAUGAAGAGUAACAGAAAUGAUGCCGUUGCAUUAACACCCCAAGCGCAUAGAUAAAAAAAUAAAUCUUAGCUGUCGUUUAAACAUCCAAAUAAACGGAGUUUAUGAUGCAUGCGCAAAAAAAUAGAUAUUUAUGUUAGGUUCACAUUUAAAUAAAGAUUAAACCAUUCAGAUGAA
Misgurnus anguillicaudatus (oriental weatherfish) is the source of this 3277-nucleotide messenger RNA. RefSeq names its product doublecortin domain-containing protein 2C. Gene Ontology annotation, cellular component: microtubule organizing center; microtubule. The record is from RefSeq and is a predicted model, not a curated record. Gene Ontology annotation, biological process: intracellular signal transduction. Lineage: Eukaryota; Metazoa; Chordata; Actinopteri; Cypriniformes; Cobitidae.